Messenger RNA from Penaeus indicus, 1296 nucleotides. RefSeq names its product involucrin-like. NCBI's taxonomy places the organism in Eukaryota, Metazoa, Arthropoda, Malacostraca, Decapoda, Penaeidae. The coding region runs from base 1 to 1296 and encodes 431 amino acids. The transcript has 2 exons. The record is from RefSeq and is a predicted model, not a curated record.
AUGGGAGAGUUGGAGAUGGGAGAGCUGGAAAUGGGAGAGCUGGAGAUGGGAGAGCUGGAGAUGGGAGAGUUGGCGAUGGGAGAGCUGGAGAUGGGAGAGCUGGAAAUGGGAGAGCUGGAGAUGGGAGAGCUGGAGAUGGGAGAGUUGGCGAUGGGAGAGCUGGAAAUGGGAGAGCUGGAGAUGGGAGAGCUGGAGAUGGGAGAGUUGGCGAUGGGAGAGCUGGAGAUGGGAGAGCUGGAGAUGGGAGAGUUGGAGAUGGGAGAGCUGGAGAUGGGAGAGCUGGAGAUGGGAGAGUUGGCGAUGGGAGAGUUGGAGAUGGGAGAGCUGGAAAUGGGAGAGCUGGAGAUGGGAGAGUUGGAGAUGGGAGAGCUGGAGAUGGGAGAGCUGGAGAUGGGAGAGCUGGAGAUGGGAGAGCUGGAAAUGGGAGAGCUGGAGAUGGGAGAGCUGGAGAUGGGAGAGCUGGAAAUGGGAGAGCUGGAGAUGGGAGAGCUGGAAAUGGGAGAGCUGGAGAUGGGAGAGUUGGCGAUGGGAGAGCUGGAGAUGGGAGAGUUGGCGAUGGGAGAGUUGGAGAUGGGAGAGCUGGAAAUGGGAGAGCUGGAGAUGGGAGAGCUGGAGAUGGGAGAGUUGGCGAUGGGAGAGCUGGAAAUGGGAGAGCUGGAGAUGGGAGAGCUGGAGAUGGGAGAGUUGGCGAUGGGAGAGUUGGAGAUGGGAGAGCUGGAGAUGGGAGAGCUGGAGAUGGGAGAGCUGGAGAUGGGAGAGCUGGAGAUGGGAGAGCUGGAGAUGGGAGAGCUGGAGAUGGGAGAGCUGGAGAUGGGAGAGCUGGAGAUGGGAGAGCUGGAGAUGGGAGAGCUGGAGAUGGGAGAGCUGGAGAUGGGAGAGCUGGAAAUGGGAGAGCUGGAAAUGGGAGAGCUGGAGAUGGGAGAGUUGGCGAUGGGAGAGUUGGAGAUCUACGUCCGCGUUGGAGAUCGCAGAGGAGGAGCUUGCCGUGCGAGUCGCGAAGGCCCCUGGCGACCGCGGACGGCAGAGUCGGCCUUUGCCUCGCCGUGGCUCUGGCGUCAUGUCGGCGUACUUCAUGCGGAAAUCGCGUCUUGGAAAUGGAAGAUUCGAGUCUCUCUUGGGGUUGACAGCUCGUGUUGCAGGUCACGUUGCAGACUAGAUGCAAAGUGCAUAGCUAAGUCUUACAUAUACUUUGCUCCACAGCGCCCUAACCUCCUUUGCGUCCUGAUCUCACUCGCCGCGCCCAUUAGCCGGCCCCUAAAACCUCCCUGUGCAAUCUCCCAUUACAACGCUCGCUAA